AUGGCCGACGAUGAUGACUAUCAAGAUAUGGAUAACGACGAUUUCGUCGAUGACGAUGUUGAAGACGUCGAUCUAGAACAAGGCGAAGACGAACAAGACGACCAUCGUAUUGACAUCAUUAGCGCUGAAAAAGGGACAGCAUCAACGGAUCGAGUGACAACACCAUUCAUGACGAAGUAUGAACGAGCAAGAGUUCUAGGUACACGAGCGCUACAAAUUGCUAUGGGCGCACCGGUAAUGGUAGAAUUGGAAGGAGAGACGGAUCCGCUUGAAAUUGCCCGCAAAGAACUGAAACAUCGUCGUAUUCCGAUUAUUGUUCGUCGUUAUUUGCCUGAUGGAUCAUUCGAGGAUUGGUCGGUCGAUCAGCUUCAUGUUACGGACUGGUAA
Molecule: messenger RNA, 387 nt
Organism: Necator americanus (New World hookworm)
Lineage: Eukaryota; Metazoa; Nematoda; Chromadorea; Rhabditida; Ancylostomatidae
Exons: 3
Coding region: 1-387 (128 amino acids)
Biological process (GO): tRNA transcription by RNA polymerase III; transcription by RNA polymerase II; transcription by RNA polymerase I
Cellular component (GO): nucleus; RNA polymerase I complex; RNA polymerase II, core complex
Molecular function (GO): DNA binding
Source: RefSeq, a predicted model, not a curated record